Molecule: messenger RNA, 563 nt
Organism: Gadus macrocephalus (Pacific cod)
Lineage: Eukaryota; Metazoa; Chordata; Actinopteri; Gadiformes; Gadidae
Product: cytochrome c oxidase subunit 5B, mitochondrial
Exons: 4
Coding region: 61-444 (127 amino acids)
Biological process (GO): mitochondrial electron transport, cytochrome c to oxygen
Cellular component (GO): mitochondrial envelope
Source: RefSeq, a predicted model, not a curated record
CAGCCGCCAGAGUUCAUUUGAGCGACUUGAGUUGACCCGCAGUAACAGAGAAGUUCCAGCAUGGCAGGACGACAUUUACUCCGAGCGUGUACAGCAUUGCGGUUGGUGAAUCAAAAUGUUGCCGUUAGACCACUACAGCGGACCAUGGGCACUCUGAAGGGGAUACCAACUGAUGACGAACAGGCCACUGGACUGGAGCGACGUGCCCUUCAGGCCCUCAAGAAGGGAAAGGACCCGUACAGCAUGCUGAAGCCCAUGGAGUACGCGGGAACCAAAGCAGAACCUCACAUCGUCCCCUGCAUCGGCGCCAAACGGCUGGUGGGCUGCCUUUGCGAGGAGGACAACACGGCGAUCGUGUGGUUCUGGCUUCACGAGGGAGAUGCCCAGCGUUGUCCGUCGUGUGGCUCUCAUUACAAGUUGAUCCACAGCGAGCUGCCCCACUGAAACGUCAGCGUCGGACCAGGGACGAUCUCCAGUCUCCUUAUACUUUACCACAUGAACCAUAGCGUGUGUGUCGUUGCUGUUCCCCCUUCAUUAAAAUACAAACCUGAAUGUUCGAAUAA